AUGGGCUCCCGCCUGUCCUUGGACGAUUCCGUGCGGGUCGUGGUGGUCGGUGGUGGCUUCGGAGGGACGGCUGCCGCCAGCCUGCUCAAAUCCUCGGCCGUCCCUUUCGUGCUGGUGGACGUGAGAGAUGCUUUCCAUCACAACGUGGCCGCCCUCCGUGCCGCCGUGGAGAGCGGUUUUGCCAAGAAGACUUUCAUCUCCUACUCAGUCACCUUUGGGGACAGCUUUCGACAAGGCAAGGUGGUGGCAGUAGACCCUGGGAGGCAAAAAGUCGUGCUCAGUGAUGGUGAGGAGCUUCACUACUCCCAUCUCAUUCUUGCAACAGGCAGCGAUGGGCCAUUCCCUGGGAAGUUCAACCAAGUCAUUGACAUGCAAAGUGCCAUCCAGACCUAUGAAGACAUGGUUAAAGAGAUUGAGAAAUCUCAGCGCAUCCUGGUGGUGGGAGGUGGUGCUGCUGGAGUGGAGAUGGCUGCCGAGAUCAAAACUGAGUACCCAGACAAGGAGGUUAUCCUUGUUCACUCCAGACCUGCACUGGCUGAUGUGGAGCUGCUACCCAGCGUCCGUCAGGAGGUGAAAGAGAUUCUCCUCAGAAAAGGGGUCCGGCUUCUGUUAGGUGAAAAGGUCAGUGACAUGGAAAACCUCACGCCAAACCAGUUCCAGAAAGACACCGUAGUAAGGACAGAUAAGGGCACUGAGGUGGUUGUUGACAUGGUGGUUCUGUGCACUGGGAUAAAGAUUAACUCCUCUGCAUAUGCUGCUGCAUUUGGUGACAAAAUGGCAAGUAAUGGUGCUUUGAAAGUUAACAAGUACCUCCAGCUGGAUGGCUAUGAGAACAUCUAUGCCAUUGGGGACUGUGCAGAUCUCAAGAAGCCCAAGAUGGCCUACCACGCUGGGCUCCACGCCGAUGUCGUGGUGACAAAUAUCAUCAACAGCCUGACACAGAAACCUCUCAAAACCUACGAGCCAGGGUCACUAUCAUUCCUGCUUUCCAUGGGCAGGAAUGAUGGUGUAGGCCAGCUGAAUGGUUACUAUGUGGGACGUCUCCUGGUGACCAUGGCCAAGAGCCGGGGUCUGUUUGUCUCCAAGAGCUGGAAGACCAUGGGACAGACAAUGCCCUCUUAG
Messenger RNA from Cinclus cinclus, 1122 nucleotides. It is a transcript of the gene AIFM2, whose product is annotated as apoptosis inducing factor mitochondria associated 2. The record is from RefSeq and is a predicted model, not a curated record. Gene Ontology annotation, cellular component: mitochondrion; cytoplasm. Gene Ontology annotation, biological process: apoptotic mitochondrial changes; positive regulation of apoptotic process. The transcript has 8 exons. Gene Ontology annotation, molecular function: electron-transferring-flavoprotein dehydrogenase activity; flavin adenine dinucleotide binding. Lineage: Eukaryota; Metazoa; Chordata; Aves; Passeriformes; Cinclidae. The coding region runs from base 1 to 1122 and encodes 373 amino acids.